ACGAGUGGGACUCGUGGAAGCGGUGGAACCGUCGAGAAGGAAUGCGACCGCGCGAGAGAGCGAACCGAGUCAGCCACUCGGCCACGACGCGAACCCUCUCGAACCCCCAACGGCUUCUCCUUCCACCUUCACUCCUCGGAGGGCCCUGGCCCCGUUCUCCGCAUAAAUACCGCGCGUCUGCUCCGCGCCGCGAAACAACACGCAAGAAACCAGAAGCGCUCGCGAGAAGUAAGGGAGAGAGAGGGGGGACGACGACAGCCUUGGGACCCGCGGACUGCAUCGCUCGCCGGUAGCUGACGUCACUCGGCCCCGUGGAAUUUUCAAGCUUUGGUGGUGGCUCGUCUGUCUGAUCCGCGCUCUGCUGCUUUUUCUUCGCCCGCCGCACUGUAUCACAACUAUAACAGUACCUACGUGUUCACAGGUCUAGGCAUUUGUCCUACCAGUACAGUACAUUGGACUAGUAAUAACUAGUAUGUAUCCAGCAAACCGCCACAUGGAUCCAUACUACUCGCACUAUAGAAACCAUGUUCCUUACCCAUACUAUCCUCCUGCCAGAUGGGAAAUCCCAUCCGGUCAUCCACAGGCAAUGGACUCAUCUUAUUAUUAUCGGCCACCAAACUGUGGAACUUGGCCAUAUCAUGAUAUCUCACAUCCUUCUGAGUUCCAUUGUUGCUGCAACCGGGCAUAUCUUCCUGAUUACUACAGUUUCAGACCCCCAUUCCCUCAAGAGCUUCCACCCCCUCAUUUAUACUAUCACGUGCCAUCUCCACAUCAUCCAAAUGCAUGUCCUUCUUACUUUGUCCCAUCACAUCCUUACCCUUUUGAUCAGACACCAUAUGGUUAUGAAAAGUUCAAGAGCCACUGCUGUGGAUGUCCAACUCAUGUGUGCCCUGGGGCUGAGAAGAACAAUGUGAAAAUCGAGGAACAAAGGCCUGAUGUCAAGCUUGAGAGCGGUGAGCACAAGAAUGCUGAUAGUGACAGUAUAAUUCAACACCCAAACAAGAAGUAUCCAUUCAUAUGGCUGCCAUCAGGCAAUAUGAAAGGCAAGGAGAAUGGAGAGCAUUAUGAAUUGUCACCUCAGGUUUUAAAUGAAUGGGCUCCUGUGAGUGGGAAGUGGUUAGGGGAUGUGAAGCAACAAGGGCAGGAUAAUGAGAAGGGGAAACAAUUCCAGUGGCCAAUAGUUUGGAUGCCAGCAGGAUAUGAUGCACCAAACCAAAAGGCUAAAGAUAUGAAUGACACAGAAGAGACCCCAAAAUCCCCAAAGAUUUCUGAAGUGUCUCCUCAAUCACCCAAGAUCAUUCCUCUGUCUUGGUUUGGGAAUGGUCAUCAUCAUGAUCAGAAAUCGGCUGCCAGAAAUGGUUCUGGAGACCACAACAACGGAUCAGCAGUGAAGAACCAACCUGUGGUUACUGACCAUCAAGACAGCAUGAUACUGGAAGGAAACCCUAAAAUCACUCCAGCUGUGCCCAAGAGCAUACACGUUGGGAAGAAACCUCCAAGGGAAAACUGCAAGACCAUUCCAGUUGUGCCAGAGAAAGAGAUUAAUGAAAAGAAGGCCAGUACUUACAGAACCAUUCCGGUCAUAAAAGAAAGUGAUGAGAAGAAGAUUGGCAUGAGGGAAAAGAGGGAGUCAAAGGAGGCCAACAGUGCUGAAAUGGUUGAAGAGAACAGGAAAACAAAACACAAUGACUCAUCAGUAGUUAAGCAUUCAAAAUUGCCCCCAGUAUGCUUACGUGUGGAUCCCUUGCCAAGAAAGAAACCUGGAAAUGGUUCUUCUAGGUCUCCUAGUCCACCAAGGAAGGAUACUGACAACACGAAGAAGGACGUGGAUGAGGCCCAGAGCCAGAUCCUGGAGCCUAAACAGUCUAGUACAAGUAAGGAUAUCACUGUGUCUGAAGUGAAAGAAAAAUCGCCUUAUGAAAUGAAGAAGGAAGUUGGGUUUAGAAAUGAAACAGUGGAAGCUGCUUCUGUUGAACAUCUGCAGGAGGAAGAAGCUCCCACAAGUAAAGAUGGCCAAAAGGUCCAAGCUGCUAGCACUACAGUUGGUGAUCAAGAAAAUGCAGCCCUGAAUAGCAUAGAGGAAGAUCAUGUGCAAGAAAAUGCUGGUGCAGGAAGCUUGAAUGGAUGUGACAAAAGAAAAAAUGAAGAUGGGACAGUGAUUGAAAGUGAAACUGCGAAAGAUGAUGCCAGAACAUAUGGAGUUAAUUUGUCAGAAUCAGAUGCUGCAGUUCGUAUUCAGUCUGCCUACAGAGGGUAUGAUGUUCGAAAAUGGCAACCUUUGGAUAAACUCUGGAAGAUCAAGCAUGUGCAUGAACAGAUGCAAGUUGUGAGGAAGCAGAUUCAAUGCCUUUUAGAUUCUUGCAGUAAGCCAACACAAAAAGAGCAAGUGGCCAUAGGUGAAACUAUUAUGAAUUUACUCCUGAAGCUUGACGCAAUCCAGGGCUUGCAUCCAAGUGUAAGGGAAGCUAGGAAGUCUGUUGCUCGAGAACUGAUUUGCUUGCAGGAGAAGCUUGAUACUUUAUGCAAAGCAGCAUCUGGAGACUUGAAUCACACAGAUAGUAAUGAUGAUGAAUCUGAGGGGACCAAGAACAUUAUCCAAACUGAAGCUCCUACUGUAAUAACUGAAGCUUCUGAUAGAAAGAGAACUAUUGAACUGGGUAAGGUACAAGAACCAUGUUCAGUGGACUCCAUGGAGCCAUGCAACACAGUUCCAUCUGGAGUUUCCUGGGAGGUGAGGCCAGAUGUAGACGCUAGCGAGGAGAAGAAUGAAAAACAAGAGUCAUGUAGCACCACAGUGGACGAAGCGCACGAACAAGGGAAAACUGAGGGACAGAUUGAAAUUCAGGUAGCAUCAUCGAUGGAUAUGAUAAGUGAUGAAGCUUUUACAGCUGACAACCAGGAGCAUGGAAUUGGAGAAUCAAAUGUUACUUCAGUGGAACAAGUGACUGAAGAAGAGAAACCAGCAUCUGAGGAUGAAGUAAAAGAGCCACCAUUGGUGAACUCCACGGCACUAUUGUAUGAUACUACUUCAUCAGGGGAUUCCAGUGGACUGAAACAAUACACAGCUUCGACCGAUCAGAAUCUCUAUGCUGAAUCAAAUACAGGGUCGUCUCCUGCAUCCACUGAGGACAUUGACAUAAGUACUCUGGCUGUGGAAAGUGAAGUGGCGGCUGAGAAUGAUGGCCCAAUUAACAGUCAGGUGCAUGAAACUGUAGCUCUAGAAAAUGUGGAAAUGAAAGAUGAUGUUUCUUCUGCUGAAAAUGAGCAUAACAGAUCGAGCAGCCCUGUUAUUCAUUUAGAGGACCCACUAGUGUCUUUGAAGGAUGUUGAGCAGCAUGGUCCAACUCCUACUAAGGACUUUGUUGUACCUAACACAGAAGACCAACAAGAAGCCAGAGAUAUCAGCUUGCAGGUACAAGCUGUGGAUUCCAUGAAAGAUUGUGGCGAAGUACCAGAUGGAACAAUAGAGGCUUCGACGAAUGAUGAUGAAUUAGAACUGGGUACUUCUGCAGAUGUAGAAAAGAAUGAUCAACCUACCUUGCUGGAACCAAGAUCGGAGUCUGUCUCUGUCCCAGAACUGUCCGUCUUGGAUGAAUCUGACGAUAAAAUGCAAUGUGGUGUUUCUGGCAAGGAUGAGGAAGCACAUGUGGAGGAGAAAACUGUAACUAUUGCUGUUGACAAGGUAACAGGAGGUUCUGCAAAUUUCGAGGAUCCUCUUUGUGAGGCAUCGAGGAAGGAACCUGACAUUGAGAAGAGUCACCCAAGCCUCGGAGAAGAGGAAGACGAUACAAUAGGUGGAACAGUCUUCCCUGGUUCAGGUAGCUGUGAAUUAUCAUGUCCACAGGAUGGUGGCAUCGCAGUCUACGAGGGGCCUGAGAUGGUGUCACCAGAGAGCCAAACUGAUGCUCGGAAAGAAAACAUCCAUUCAGAUGUCGCUGAGACAGAUGAAUGCACCAAGACUCAGAAGGCCGCUCUAGCAGGCACAGAGGGAGAAAAUUCUGCUGAAGAUUCUGGUGUGCCGGUGUCUGAGAUGGACAAAUGCAACGAGAUGCCGAAGGAUGCUCCGACACUUACAGCAGCAGGUGCAAAUCCUGCUGAAGACGAAGCUUCCCUGAAAGACCUCUCUGUGCAGACAGAGAACAAGGCUUCUUCUGCCUCCCCAGCUCCUGAUGAUCCGAAGGCCAGCGACGAGAAGACGCUGGCAGAAGAGAACCAGAAGCUGAAAGAGCUUCUGCAAAAGCUUCUGGCGUCCGGCAACGAUCAGAUGGGGGUCAUCACGGACCUAAGUGAGAAGGUCAAGGUGCUGGAGCGGAGGCUGGCACGCAAGAAGAGACCAAAGGUGAGGGUGCACAAGCCAUCCAGGCAUGCUUCCUGUGUCCACUGAAAGGAUAAGUCUGUAAGGUUUUGAGGUUUUAUGUUGUAUGGAUCCCCAUGUUGCUUCCUGUGUCCAGCUAUUGUGCACUGUGUAGGUAUAGCCAUGCUGUGGCACUGUGCUUCGUCUUGGACAACACAAGGUGUGGCAUGUUCUGUAUUUUAUGUCUGUAUAAUGCAUCCAACUACAUCUAGUGUUCUGUGAGCAAUUGAUUGGGACAAAUCGAUAUGACA
Molecule: messenger RNA, 4605 nt
Organism: Zea mays
Lineage: Eukaryota; Viridiplantae; Streptophyta; Magnoliopsida; Poales; Poaceae
Product: BAG family molecular chaperone regulator 6
Exons: 7
Coding region: 473-4384 (1303 amino acids)
Biological process (GO): protein folding
Cellular component (GO): plasmodesma
Molecular function (GO): protein-folding chaperone binding
Source: RefSeq, a predicted model, not a curated record